AUGGUCGCGAUGGGAGGUGGUCCUGAUAUUCCGUCCCGGCAUGUGGAGAAAGAGAAGAAGCUCGUGCUAUGCGCGCUGCCGUGGCCUCAAGAGAUAUGUGAGCAUGGCAUGAAAGAGCUGAGGGAGGCCUUCGACGACGUGGAAGUAAAGUACUUUCAUGCUAAAUGGGAGGGCGGAAAGUCGGAGGUGGAUAUACCUGAAGAUCUCAUCAAGCGCGCAACUUAUGUGGCAACACUCUCCUGGCUCCCGGAAUCAGUAUCGUCUAUCCCAAACACUAAGCUCAUUCAGUUCUUUUCCGCAGGCACCAACCAUGUUUCUAAUCAUCCCAUCUACACGGACUCAAAGAUUCCGCUAUGUUCCGCAAACGGUGUUCAUGGCCCGCAAAUUGCCGAAUGGGUUAUCAUGAUGAAUCUAGUACACAACCAUAGCUACACCAAGCUUUACGAUAACCAGAAGAAGAAGGUCUGGGACCAGAAGGUGGGAAUGAGUGUUAGUGACCGGGUAGGGAAGAGGGUGGGUGUGUUGGGUUAUGGAAGUAUUGGUCGACAAGUUGCUCAUGUAGCAAAGGCAAUGGGCAUGGACGUCAUAGCCUACACUGCUUCACCACGCACGACUCCAGACUCCAAGCACGACAACGGCUAUAUAGUUCCUGGUACUGGCGACCCUGAUGGCAGUAUUCCCAGCGCAUGGUACAGCGGAACCAGUAAAGAAGACGUGCACGAAUUCUUGAAGCAGGAGAUUGACCUUUUGGUCGUCUCUGUGCCGCUGACGAAAGCCACAACCCAUCUCCUCUCUACCGAGGAAUUCGACCUCCUACACAAGUCCAACCCAACGGGCACCUACGUCGCGAACAUUGCGCGCGGGCCGAUCAUCGACUCGAAGGCUCUCGUUACGGCGUUGGAGAAGGAACUCAUCAGUGGCGCAGCCCUCGAUGUUACUGAUCCUGAACCUCUGCCUGAAGAUGAUCCGCUAUGGGAAGCGCCAAAUGUUCUCAUUACACCGCACUGCAGCGGAGCGUCAGACGCUUAUGCCGACAGAGCGUUCCAGGUGCUUAUCGAGAACAUCAAGCAAGAUCGAAGCAACGGCAAGCUGAUCAACGAGGUGAACCGCAAGAGAGGGUAUUGA
Molecule: messenger RNA, 1125 nt
Organism: Alternaria burnsii
Lineage: Eukaryota; Fungi; Ascomycota; Dothideomycetes; Pleosporales; Pleosporaceae
Product: 2-hydroxyacid dehydrogenase protein
Exons: 2
Coding region: 1-1125 (374 amino acids)
Molecular function (GO): NAD binding
Source: RefSeq, a predicted model, not a curated record